AUGCCCCGAUAUGGAGAAUGGCUGCGAGCGUCCGAGCCGGAAAGGAUGGCAUUGUCGCGGUACUUCUUGCGGCAGAACCCCCACAUUGCUGCUUUCCACUUCUACCGCCGAUACUGUUUCUUUCGAGAUAUCGUGUUGCGGAAGAAGUUCAACGUCACGGAUUACUGGGAUCGGUAUGAAUGGCAAGGGCGUGGUAGUCGCACAACCACGGUCUGUACUGGGAUGCAGGAGAGCCCGGCCGUCGACAUGGAGGACGAAGCUGCUCGUAACAUAUUUGCACGCACGUGGGGCUUCCACAUCACGGCCUGA
Messenger RNA from Metarhizium robertsii ARSEF 23, 309 nucleotides. RefSeq names its product dopa 4,5-dioxygenase. The transcript has a single exon. The record is from RefSeq and is a predicted model, not a curated record. Lineage: Eukaryota; Fungi; Ascomycota; Sordariomycetes; Hypocreales; Clavicipitaceae. The coding region runs from base 1 to 309 and encodes 102 amino acids.